GCCCUUGGAUCUGCAGUUCUAGGCAUUUUUGAGCCAUCUGAUACAGGUUCAGGGAAUUGAACUCUGGUCCUUUGGAAGAAACAACAAGUAUAUCCAUUUCUCUAGCCCCUGACAAUGAGUUUCAUGUUUUAAUAAUUCCUAGGUUAGGGACAUUAACUCAGUGGUGUUUGCCUGGACUGGAUCUCUGGUACCACAAGACAGAGAAAAUGAGAGCUUGAUUAGAGUAGUAGUCCUAGGAAUGGAAGCUCUGGAGAGUCUGGGGAGGGACAGCCUCAAGAAGACUGGGUAGACACUUGGGAUGAAAGGUUCUCAGUACUAAUGGAGGAGAACCAUCAGAAAGUCCAGGUCAGCUUGUCUCAAACAAGAGGAAGUGUGUGUGUAGACUGAGGUGCUGGCCAGACCGGUGGAGUUGUGGCCGAGAACAGUAUCAGUGCUAAAAAGGACGGUGAGCCAAGAAACUGCCUACAGAGUAUAGUAUAGAACCAUCGGGAGACAGCCUUUGAGUGAUCAGGGUCUAGGUACCACAGCUUAGGUUCAAAUCAUGAAAAGGGAAACUGGUAAGACUGCCUACAAUUACUUGAAAAGAUACAAGACCGUUGUACAUGCUGCUGUUGUGAAAAGGGUACUGAGGGAAAACAGGAAGGAAAAGGUCAGCACUGAUUCCUUUUUUUACAGGUAGAUACCCCUCCAAGAUGGGGGUGGAGCAGCCUCCAUCCCCUUUCUGGACAAAACUGAGGGCAGAACGAGCUGGCUGUCGUAGACACCCGACUCUACCUGCUUAGUGGGAGGGGAACAUAUCUUAGAAGAAAACAAACAAAAACAAAUGGAGUCUUGUGCUUGGAUCCUGUCUGUCACCAUUUGACACGAUGACCUUGGACACAUUCCAUAGCUGUAAAAUGGGAACAAUUGUGCCUCCCGUGACUAUAAGGUUAGAGACUAACGCCCCUUUACAGUGAGCAACGGCAAAUAGGUGCUAUCACCUGGCCCAACGCGCGUCGGGGGACUGAAUGGCUAACGGAUGGGUCUGAAUCGGUCGGUGACCUCGGAUCACAGGGCAGGGAAUGCUGCUGCUCCUUCCCUCCAGGAGGUGGGGACGAGGUGGAGGGAGGGCUGCAGCGGGAGGAGGAGCUCGCUCCUUGCGACCCGCCCACACCAGUCUGGCCUGGAGCGGAGGGAACACGUCCUGGUCGCCUGCACCCGAACAGCCUGUCCUGCCUGGUAACCCCGACCUGGUCCCAUCAUGUCCCUGCGCCCCUUGCUCUGGCCGCUCCGGCUGCUGCUGCUGCUGCUGUUCAAUGGGGCGGUGUGCCGGGCUGAGGUCGGGCCUGAAACUGAAAGUCCUGUCCGGACCCUCCAAGUGGAGACCCUGGUACAGCCCCCCGAAUCGUGUACGGAAUCCGCUGCUUUUGGAGACACGCUCCACAUACACUACACGGGCAGCUUGGUAGAUGGACGCAUUAUUGACACGUCUCUGAGCAGAGAUCCUCUGGUUAUAGAACUUGGCCAAAAGCAGGUGAUUGCAGGUCUGGAGCAGAGCCUGCUGGACAUGUGUGUGGGAGAGAAGCGAAGAGCCGUCAUUCCUUCUCACUUGGCCUAUGGAAAGCGAGGGUACCCACCGUCUAUCCCAGCGGAUGCAGUGGUGCAGUACGAUGUGGAGCUGAUUGCAUUGAUUCGAGCCAGCUAUUGGCAAAAGCUGCUGAAAGGCAUUUUGCCUCUGGUGGGCAUGGCUAUGGUGCCGGCACUCCUGGGCCUGAUCGGGUAUCACUUAUACAAAAAGUCCAGCAGACCCAAAGUCUCCAAAAAGAAGCUGAAAGAAGACAAACGAAACAAGAGUAAAAAGAAAUAAAUAGUGACCUUUAACAAAA
Molecule: messenger RNA, 1865 nt
Organism: Mesocricetus auratus (golden hamster)
Lineage: Eukaryota; Metazoa; Chordata; Mammalia; Rodentia; Cricetidae
Gene: Fkbp11
Product: FKBP prolyl isomerase 11
Exons: 6
Coding region: 1241-1846 (201 amino acids)
Biological process (GO): protein peptidyl-prolyl isomerization
Molecular function (GO): peptidyl-prolyl cis-trans isomerase activity
Source: RefSeq, a predicted model, not a curated record